This is a messenger RNA of Paramuricea clavata, 381 nucleotides long. The record is from the annotation of a GenBank genome assembly. NCBI's taxonomy places the organism in Eukaryota, Metazoa, Cnidaria, Anthozoa, Malacalcyonacea, Plexauridae.
AUGGAAUUAAACCGACAAGACAACUACGCCAAGUUGAACUACGAGUGUGCCGAGUGUCCGAAAUGUAAAGAGGCCAAAGUUUUGUUCGAGGGUGAGAGUUCUACAUUGGCAUACAACGACGAUGACGAUUGGUUCGAUGACGAAGAUGAAGAUUUUCAGUUUUCCGAGGACAACAAGUGGUUCGAGGAUGCUUGGGAGGCUGGCUUGCGGGAAAAGGAGGAGAUGCGCAGUGGCUGGAAGAGGGCGCUCGAUGAACAUUUGCUGGAUGUUGCAGCCCGUUAUGAAACUGCAAUGGAGAAUCUGGCUGUGACGCAGACAGAAUUUGAGACGCUUGAACUAGAACUACGCGUGGAAACUGAGACUGUUGAGACUAUAAGAUAG